Pyrus x bretschneideri (Chinese white pear) is the source of this 674-nucleotide messenger RNA. RefSeq names its product BRASSINOSTEROID INSENSITIVE 1-associated receptor kinase 1-like. The record is from RefSeq and is a predicted model, not a curated record. Lineage: Eukaryota; Viridiplantae; Streptophyta; Magnoliopsida; Rosales; Rosaceae. Gene Ontology annotation, molecular function: protein kinase activity; ATP binding. The transcript is spliced from 2 exons. Gene Ontology annotation, biological process: protein phosphorylation. Bases 162 to 674 code for a protein of 170 amino acids.
ACGCUUAGCUGAUGGAACUCUGGUUGCUGUAAAAAGACUUACAGAGGAGAGAACCCAAGACGGGGAACUACAGUUCCAAACAGAAGUUGAAAUGAUUAGCAUGGGUGUCCACCACCGCAAUCUGCUUUGUCUGCAUGGGUUUUGCAUGAAAAUAUCCUUAUAUGGCUAAUGGAAGUUUGGCAUCUUGUUUAAGAGAUCGUCCAGAAGGACAACCUGCACUUGAUUGGCCAAUAAGACAACGCAUUGCAUUGGGAUCUGCAAGAGGUCUUGCUUAUUUACAUGAGCACUGUGAUCCAAAAAUUAUUCACCGUGAUGUGAAAGCUGCAAACAUAUUGUUGGAUGAGGAAUUCGAAGCUGUUGUUGGAGACUUUGGGUUGGCUAAACUCUUGGACAACAAGGAUGCAUAUGUUACCACACAUGUAUGUGGCACAAUUGUUCAUAUGGCACCGGAGCACUUUUCAACUGGAGUGUCUUCCGAGAAAACUGAUGUUUUUGGAUACGGAGUCCUGCUUCUUGAACUCAUCACUGGGCAGAGGGCUUUCAAUCCUCAGCUUGCGAGUGAUGAUGAUUUCAUGUCAGUUGAUUGGGUAUGCAUUUACGUCUUUCUGUUUGUGUAUGUAGCUAGUUAUUGUUAUAUGCAAGAUUAUUUCCCAACAACAUUUGCAUUUCCUUAG